This is a messenger RNA of Chinchilla lanigera (long-tailed chinchilla), 956 nucleotides long. Its product is annotated as mannose-binding protein A-like. The transcript is spliced from 5 exons. Gene Ontology annotation, biological process: surfactant homeostasis; positive regulation of phagocytosis. Bases 116 to 862 code for a protein of 248 amino acids. Gene Ontology annotation, cellular component: multivesicular body; rough endoplasmic reticulum. The record is from RefSeq and is a predicted model, not a curated record. NCBI's taxonomy places the organism in Eukaryota, Metazoa, Chordata, Mammalia, Rodentia, Chinchillidae.
UCCUGAUCACUGGGCUAAUUGGGCUCAGCACCGUGGACACAGCUGCCAGAAGCCUGUGCUGAAGGGUCAUCUGCCUGCUGCUGUCUCUGUGUUCUGCAGAAGACCUUGAAGGACCAUGCUGCUGUUUCUGUGGCUCCCUGUCCUUCUGUGCAUGGUGAGAUCAUGCUGCUCAGAAACAAAAGCCUGUGAGGAGGCUCACAAGGCCUGCUCUGUGAUCACCUGCAACGUCCCUGUGACCAAUGGCACGCCAGGCAGAGAUGGACGAGAUGGACCCAAGGGGGAGAAGGGAGACCCAGGUCAAGGGCUCAGAGGCUUGCAGGGGCCUCCAGGAAAGUUAGGACCUCCUGGGAAAACAGGGGGUUCUGGACCUGCAGGAUCCAAAGGCCAAAAAGGAGAGCGUGGAGACAGUUCUGUUGCUGAGAGUAAAAUGGCUAACUUAGAGAGGGAAAUAAGAGAACUGAAAUCAGAACUGGAUCGCAUCAAAAAGUUGCAGGACUUCUCUUUGGGCAAAAAGUCUGGGAAGAAGUUCUAUGUGACCAAUGGUGAAAAGAUGACCUUUGUGAAGGUGAAGGCUCUGUGCACAGAACUCGGGGGCACCGUGGCCACCCCCAGGAAUGCUGAGGAGAACAAAGCUAUCCAAGAGAUGGCCAGUGACAGUGUCUUCCUGGGCAUCACUGAUGAGGUGACCGAAGGCCAAUUCAUGUAUGUCACAGGAGGGAGGCUGGCCUACAGCAACUGGAAGAGCAAUGAGCCUAAUGACUAUGGCAAAGGGGAGGACUGUGUGAUUCUGAAGACCAGCGGGCUCUGGAAUGACCUCUCCUGCACGGCCACCUGCCUGGCCGUCUGCGAGUUCUCAGCCUGAGCUGCUCCUUCCUUGUCUUGGUCUUUGGUCCUUGGCCCCUUUUCUGGCUUUUUGCUGAGCUCCCUGCCACUUCAAAAGAGAAUUUAGCACUAGC